AUUCACAGUACCCAUAUAAGGCCCUGUCCCAAUAUCCGCACUUGCGCCCUUGUGCCCCUCAAUGCGCGUUCUCGCUAAGGGGUGCAAGACCGUAGGGUGUCCCAAUCCUCUAAUAGUGUUCUCCAGGGGUGAUCAAAAGGGCACUUAAUGCACCCUUUUCGUAAGUGCGCAUCAGACCUCACUUUGCUAUAGGAUAUUACCCAGAAUCCUUGUAGGGGAGAAAGGUUGCUAUGGUGCUGUUCGGGAGCGGAAACUCCGAAGAUAAAGGAUGCCGGUGUGAUGAGGAAACUUCCUCUUCCUCCUUUCUUUGUGAAGUCAGAUAAUCUCGUGUUUCACCAUAAGCCGUGUUUCAGCGAGAGCCAGAACACAGCCGGACUGCAGUCAGGAUCGACUCCUCCUCUGUUCUGCUGGAUUACUCCUGACAUGAUGCUCAUCUUUGGACUGAUGCUUUUGCUGGAAACUGCUGCAUGUGUGGAGUUUAACUGCAGUUUUAAUCAGUCUGGUCCCUGUAACGCUGUUCUCGGAGACGAACUCAGACUGAAGAUGGUGGACUCUAGUAAAAAUGACCUGAGGAUACACAAGAGAAUCUACAACACACCAGAUGAUCCAUUUUGUAAAAUAAAGAAUGACAGGAUAAAAAAGGAAUGUGAUCUCUUUAAAAACAGACCUGUGUCAGUCAGUAAUGGGAUUCUGGUAAUAAACUCUGUGAUCAGAGCAGAUUCAGGGAUUUACAGUUUACAAGUCUUUAACUCAUUAGGCGAAGGAAAACCUAAAGCAGAUCUUCAAGUGAUUGUUGAAGGUACUAACGAUCCUGCAACCAUUGCCAUCGUUCUGGGAUGUCUUGCUGUAGUUCUUAUACUUCUGGUCAUCGUGGCUUAUUACUUUUACAAGAAGAAGAAUCAGCUCAAACCCACACGAAAUGUCGAAUAUGCCACCGUCAGCUCUCAGAACAAGAUGAAGAUGAAGGAAGAAGAGAUUCAUUAUGGAGAAGUGACGUUCAUGAGCUCCAGCGUUCAGCGGCCGCGUCAGACGCAUGACGAUUGUGUGUAUUCUGAGGUUCACACACGCUAGUGUGAUUGAAACAACCACAAAACCCACAGACUGCGAGUGUGUAAACACAACGGACGGCCCAGUUACGAGCGGACUAUGAUGCGAUGCUCCGGUGAUUGAGUGUCUGAUGCGUCCAGAGCAGAACCGGACAAACCCUGAGUGAUGUGAACAAUAAAUAAUCAUCUGUUCUUUAUACAUUGUUUAGUUUUUUUGUCAAACAAUGCAAUUAAAACACAUCUGUUUUUUCUGUA
Messenger RNA from Pimephales promelas (fathead minnow), 1301 nucleotides. NCBI's taxonomy places the organism in Eukaryota, Metazoa, Chordata, Actinopteri, Cypriniformes, Leuciscidae. The record is from RefSeq and is a predicted model, not a curated record.